UAGUCACUUGGUGGAUCGCAACCACGACGGACAUGGACGAUACGGACCUCUCGAUUUUUCGCUCCAAGAAUCGCAAGAAAGACAAUGCGGAUGCUACGACAAUGGCCACUACGCCCACCUCGGAGGCAUAUCAAAAUCGUAUUAUCACAUCGAGGCCAACGACCGAGGAUACCUAUCCAAAUUGUCCACGCGCCGGUGUUGCCCUGAUCCUCAACCACAAGGAAGUCAAGGCGCACAAGAUGCGCAUGGGCACCGAACGGGAUCGCGAUGCUAUCAAAAAAUCUCUGCUCAGUUUUGGUUUCGACGUGCGGGCCUACAACGAGCUAACCUUUGCCGAAAUCAGCGAUUUGCUCCAAAACGUGGCACGCGAGGAUCACAGUCAGAACGACUGUUUCGUACUGGUUGUCAUGUCGCAUGGCGAGGAAGGCAAGGUCUACGCCAAGGACAUGGCGUAUCCCGUGGAGCGUCUGUGGAAUCCCUUUCUGGGCGACAGCUGCAAGACGCUUGUGAACAAGCCGAAGCUCUUCUUCAUACAGGCCUGUCGCGGCAACAAUUUCGAGAGGGCCGUGGAGUUCACAGAGUUCACAGUCAUGACUAGAGAACUGGCCCCACCAGCGGCCCCAGUGACACAGCCCAUUACCUAUGCCAUUCCCAGCACCGCUGACAUGCUCGUCUUCUACUCAACCUUCGAGAAGUUCUACUCGUUUCGCAAUGUCGAAUACGGCUCUUGGUUCAUACAGACUCUCUGCAAGGUGCUCGACUUGGCUGCCUGCAAUGAGGCCAGUCAGCCGGAGGGCGUGGAUCUGCUGCGUCUGCUGACCACAGUCAAUCGCAAGGUCGCCUACGAGUAUCAGUCGGACAUGAAGAACGUGGAGUACAAUCAGAUGAAGGAAAUGCCCAAUUUCAUGUCCACAUUGACCAAAACUUUCAACUUGCGCGUUAAGCCAAAGAAUUGAAACAGCCAGCAGAGCCUAUUCGAU
Drosophila hydei is the source of this 980-nucleotide messenger RNA. It is a transcript of the gene Decay, whose product is annotated as caspase-3. Gene Ontology annotation, cellular component: cytoplasm. NCBI's taxonomy places the organism in Eukaryota, Metazoa, Arthropoda, Insecta, Diptera, Drosophilidae. Gene Ontology annotation, biological process: apoptotic process; proteolysis. The transcript has 4 exons. The record is from RefSeq and is a predicted model, not a curated record. The coding region runs from base 33 to 956 and encodes 307 amino acids.